CGUGACUCGAAACAGGAAGUAAAUAAACGUUCUUCCCGCGCUGUCGAAUAGGGUCAACGAGAAAAUCCGAAACAAUGGACCAGCUUUAUCUGGAUAAUAUUGAUGAAUAUGUCAACGACCACGAUAAAAUAGUGACCUAUAAAUGGCUCAGUCUAACUCUUGGAGUCCAUGUCAACACAGCAAAACAGAUGCUCUUCCACUACCUGGAUCACAAGAGGAAGGAAAGCUCAGCCCAGCUGCAUGCCACUUAUCUUGUGUCGGGGAAGUUUGUGGACAACGGUCAAACAAGUCAUAGAGUAUCUGUGGUCAGAGAGGAGCAAUUGGAAGAUUUUAAAUCCAAGAUGAGCCCGAUAGUCAGCGUCCACGUCUACAGCGUCCAGAAAGCUUUGCUGAAAGACAGCGGUCCCCUCUACAGCGUCGACUACGAUGCUGUGAAAGACAACCUUCAAAACUGCAGCAAAUACAGUGCGAUCCGCUGUGCCAGCGCCGAGCCCAUGUCUUCUCUGGAGCUGCAGCUGGCCAGAGAGAAGCAGCAGGCUCCCGCUCCCGAGCCCGAGACCAAACGGUCUGGCAUGAACGGAGACACAGGCGUGGCCUCCAAACCAUGUGCCAAGCCACAGAAAGGCAUCAUGGGAAUGUUUUCUAAUAAACCCAAGAAUCAGGAAAGCGUCAAAGAAGUCAAAUCUGAACAGAAAGAAGAAGCAGCGGUCGAGCCUCCCAAAAGCAAACCAGCUGCAAAAACCAAUCCGAUGAUGAACUUUUUUGGAAAUCAAACAGCAAAAAAAGCAGACAAGCCUGUGAAGCAGGAGGAUGAGAAACCAGCAGCUGCUCCGCCGUCCACACAGGCAGCGCCGCCGCCGCCGCAGAGCCGCUCCAAACCUGAAGAGGAAGACAAAUCGGCUGCAGGAGAGCCGCAAAAAGACUCCAAGAAAGACUCCAAGAAAGACUCCAGGAGCAAAGCCAAGCGAGUCGUGGAUUCUGACAGUGACGAUGAGAAAAUGGAGAAGAAAAAGAGGCGACGGAUUAAAAAACCCGAACCCGACAGCAGUGAUGAAGAUGUUAUUCCAGACUCUCCACAGCCCACAGAAACAAAAGAAAAGACUCCGAGUCCUAAAAAGCAACUUCUGCCUGUGACACACUCUCACCAGGGGAACCCAGAGGUGAAGAUCCGGAAGAGGAGACGAGUCCUGAAGUCACGGAACUUUGUGGAUGAUGAAGGAUGCAUGGUGACCGAAAAGGUCUACGAGAGUGAAUCUUACUCCGAUUCGGAAGACGACUUCAAAGCGGCCAAGCCAGCUCCGAAAGACCCCGUCAAAGCAAAACUCCCGUCGACGAGUAAACAAGACGAGAAGAAGAGUCAGAAGAAAGCCUCGGCAAACAAAACAACCAAACAAGCUUCCAUUAUGGGAUUUUUCCACAAGAAAUAAGCGUUUUAACCCUCAUCAGCUGCAGACCACCUGAGAAGAAACGCUUCAGACAACUUCUGAGAUGCAGCGAACUAAAGGACCUCAGUAUCUGGACAUUUCAGAACACUUACGUUUUCACCAUCAGCAGCUAUGAAAAUAUGUUAAACUUAAUAAAUGUGACAAACUGCAUGUGUCUUUCCA
Molecule: messenger RNA, 1607 nt
Organism: Salarias fasciatus (jewelled blenny)
Lineage: Eukaryota; Metazoa; Chordata; Actinopteri; Blenniiformes; Blenniidae
Gene: pold3
Product: polymerase (DNA-directed), delta 3, accessory subunit
Exons: 12
Coding region: 75-1427 (450 amino acids)
Biological process (GO): DNA replication; nucleotide-excision repair, DNA gap filling; DNA strand elongation involved in DNA replication
Cellular component (GO): nucleus; delta DNA polymerase complex
Molecular function (GO): DNA-directed DNA polymerase activity
Source: RefSeq, a predicted model, not a curated record